AUGGAUGGUGCUUCCAGUAUUACUCAAAGUAAGAAUGUUUCACUGUUCGGUAGUGUUCCAUUUCAUGGCUCAUGUUCGUUGAAAACUAAGCGUAGAAGAAGUGACAUGUGUUUGAGCUCUAAAAAAAGCAAGUCAGAUGAAGAGUCUCUUGUGUGGCAUAAACAAGUUAAUUUUAUUCGCAUUGACAGUGAUGAAGAACGAGAUCAAGAGUGGUCGAAAUUUUCUAAGGGUUAUGAUGAUGAUGUUAUUUGGAUUGACACUGACGAAGAAGGAGAUCAAGAGGAGUUGAAAUUUUCUAAGGCUUGUGUUGAACAAGUAGAAAAUGUUGUUGGUGAUGCUGAUGAUGUUAUUUGCCUUGACAGUGACGAGGAAGGAGAUAAAGAGGAGUUGAACUUUUCUGAUAAGAAAUUUUCUAAGGCUUGUGUUGAACAAGUAGAAAUUGUUGAUAAUGCUGAUGCUGAUAAGGUUGGAGAUGAGGAAUGGUUGGGAUAUCCUAACAAGAACAAAUUUGAGGUUGACGGCAUUAAUAUCCAAAAUGAGGAACAAAGUGGAGAUAUUGUUGGUGAAGGAGGGUUGGAAGAAUAUUAUAAUGAUGAUGAAGAAGAUGAAUUUGAUGAUGGUGAAGAAAGUGAGGAAAUUGAGACUAGUGAUGAAGAAUUUCUAGUUGAUAAUGUGAAUGAUGUUUUUGAAAGUGAUGAUAGCCGUGGUGGUGGUGGUGGUGGUGAUGAUGAUGUACAAUCUGUUCGAGGUUUACGUGUUGGGGUUGAAAGUGAUUCUAUUAAACCAAAACAGAAGAAGAUGAUUGAGAGGAAGGAAAGUGAUUAUAAAGGUAGAGCUAGCAGCAGUAGUGGCGAGAAGAAGGAAUCCAUGGAGUUGCGUUUGAAUCAAAGGGGAAAAAGCACAGUUUUUUUGCCGAAGGAGUUGCGUUUAAUCGAACUCCUUGCUGGAUACUAUUGGGGAAACAAGAAUAGUAGAAUUCAGAAUGAUUCACCUGUGUUGGAGAUGAAAGAUGUUAUUCGGCGUGAUACAAGAUCACCACCUGUUUGUACUGAGACAGCUCCAUUGAUAUGGAGCCUUAAAAAGGCGGAGAAGGUGCAAAAGACCAAGAGCGAGAAGGAGGAGGAAGUACUAUGGGAUAAAAUGGAAACAAGCCUUAGAGAACUUGAAGCUGAAUCCAUGAUGGGAAAUUUAGGGACCAAUAAAGCUGUGAAGGAAAAGAUGGAAAGUUCAUCCUCUGAAUGUGAUCAUGACAUUCGUCUCGACGAAGAGAUUGGUGUAUAUUGCAGGCGAUGUGGUUGGGUUGUCACUGAUAUUAAAGAUGUCUCGCCACAAGUGGUUGAUAAAUUUCCUUAUGAAGGGUCCGGACAAAGGGUGUCGUUUGGUGAUGCAAAUGUCUCACACUUUCAUGACUCCUACUUCAAUGUUUUUAAUAAUGACUUGGGGACUAAUUUCUCGUACGACGAAAGAACAGUUUGGGACCUAAUUCCUGAUGUAAAACAAACCUUAUAUUCUCACCAACAAGAAGGUUUUGAGUUCAUUUGGAAUAAGUUAGUAGGAAACAUUGAACUUCAAGGGUUAAAGAAUGCCAAUCUUCAAAGGGAGGGUGGUUGCAUUAUUUCACAUGCUCCGGGAACUGGAAAGACAAAGCUGACAAUCAUGUUUCUCAAGGCUUAUUUAAAAGUUUUUCCAAAAUGCUUGCCGGUCAUUGUUGCUCCUGCUGGUUUGUUGCUUACUUGGGAAGAAGAAUUCAAAAAAUGGGACAUAGGUGUUCCAUUUCACAAUUUGAAGAAUCCUGAGUUAUCUGUUAAAGAGCUUGAUGAUGUUGUUAAUGCAACUAAUUGGUCUAAUUCACAGUGGCAUAGUACCGACGAGACACGAAUGGCUAAACUGAUUUCGUGGUUCAAAGAAACGAGCAUUCUGGGAAUCAGUUACAGUUUGUUCAAGAAGCUAGCAGGCGGAGAAGGGGCUUUACAAAAGAGAAAAGAAAACAGUUAUAUGAGAAAGGCUUUACUUGAAGCUCCAGGUUUGUUGGUUCUAGAUGAAGGACAUACGCCAAGAAAUGCAAGAAGUCGUGUUUGGAAGGUGUUGUCAAAAAUUCAAACAAAGAAGCGAAUUAUGCUUUCUGGAACUCCUUUCCAGAAUAAUUUCUUGGAACUGUACAACACCUUUAGCAUAGUGAAGCCUUCUUUUCCUAACACGAUACCGCACAAGCUGAAAAAGUUUUGCCAAAAACAUAAGAAAGCAGCAAAAGAGUGGAGUUGGGAACCAGUUGCUGAAAACAGUACAACAGGAAAUUCUACUGAUGAUAAGAUCAAGCAUUUGAAGUUGCUAAUGGAUCCCUUUGUUCAUGUUUACAAAGGCGCGAUUCUUCAAAAGAAGAUUCCAGGGUUAAGAGAUUGUGUGCUUCGUUUGAGGCCAGACAGUUUACAGAAGCAAAUUCUUGAGAGCAUUCAAAGUUCUCAGGGCAUAUUGAACUUUGAACAUAAGCUGAUACUGGCCUCAAUCCAUCCAUCACUAUUCCUAAAAUGCAAACUUUUGGAGAAAGAAGAAUCUAUUGUCGACAAGGAACGACUUGAAAAAGUUAGAUUGGAUCCACAUGUCGGCGUCAAAACAAAAUUUUUGGUGGAGUUUGUUAAUCUUUGUAAUGCUGUUAAUGAAAAAGUCCUUGUGUUCAGCCAAUUCACCGCUCCUUUACGCUUAAUUAUUGAGCAAUUAAACUCAAUCUUCAAUUGGGCCGAGGGGAAGGAAAUACUCUACAUGGAUGGCAAGAUUGAUCUGAAGGAAAAACAGUCUUUAAUCCAUAACUUCAAUGAUGCAAACAGCAAAGCUAAGAUUCUACUUGCAUGUACGAAAGCUUGUUCCGAGGGAAUUAGCUUAGUUGGAGCUUCAAGGAUUGUGCUACUUGAUGUUGUAUGGAAUCCUUCUGUCGAACGACAGGCUAUCAGUAGAGCAUAUAGGAUUGGACAAGAGAGAGUCGUGUACACGUACCAUCUACUCAUGCACGGGACUGCCGAGUGUGUCAAAUAUAGCAAACAGGCCGAAAAGGACCGGUUGUCUGAACUAGUGUUUUCGGAUAAUGGCAAGGGAAAAAACCGUGCGGUGAACUUUGAAGAUGGUAUUCUUGAUCGAAUGCUUCGGCACAAAAAACUUAAAGACAUAUUCUUCAAUAUUGCUCACUAUACAAAACAAGUUCAUGUGAUGCUCACUUUAACUGUUAUUGAGUUCCUUGGAAGAUAUCUGACCUUGGAGUUGGAAUGGUUGUCAGUUUGGAGCUGUGUAGGAUUUGGUAUCGAUGCAGAUUGCGGUACUAUUGUUUUUUCGUCCAGCAGUACUGAUAGGUCGUCUUCCUUCUUUCUAUUUUCUAUAGCAAUGCUUGAGAAGGUAGUUGUGUGCCGGUUAUAUGAGGUUCUUAGGCGUGGAAACAAUGUCAGGCUUCAGACUGUUGUACUUUCUACCGGUAGAACGAAGCUGAUCUUAUCUGAAACUUUCAGUUUCUCUCGAUGGAGGCUGCAAUCUUAUUAUCAGUUUGAAAGUUUGUCUCGUCCGAUUCAGUGCUUAGAGUUAACUCUCAUGCCGGCGUUGGCACUGGCACAACCCCUUAUGAAAUCAAAUGCUACUAGAAUAGCUUCUAAAUCCAAUGCUUCUACUGCUGAAAGCAUAAAACUGAAUAUGAGUUUUACAGUGGACUAUUUGCUUGGAAAACAAGCCUUCUUUGGACAAACUGAUUCUGAGACACUUGCACGUGUCAGUAAUCAAGGAGGCAUAAAGGAAAUCCUAACUCAAAGAAGAAGUGGUAAAGGAAAACAAAUAUGCACACCAUGCAUAGAACCAAAGUAA
Messenger RNA from Vicia villosa (hairy vetch), 3837 nucleotides. RefSeq names its product SNF2 domain-containing protein CLASSY 4-like. The record is from RefSeq and is a predicted model, not a curated record. Bases 1 to 3837 code for a protein of 1278 amino acids. Lineage: Eukaryota; Viridiplantae; Streptophyta; Magnoliopsida; Fabales; Fabaceae. The transcript is spliced from 9 exons. Gene Ontology annotation, molecular function: ATP binding; ATP-dependent chromatin remodeler activity. Gene Ontology annotation, biological process: gene silencing by siRNA-directed DNA methylation.